Molecule: messenger RNA, 3434 nt
Organism: Girardinichthys multiradiatus
Lineage: Eukaryota; Metazoa; Chordata; Actinopteri; Cyprinodontiformes; Goodeidae
Product: rab11 family-interacting protein 4A-like
Exons: 15
Coding region: 157-1962 (601 amino acids)
Biological process (GO): endocytic recycling; regulation of cytokinesis
Cellular component (GO): cleavage furrow; endocytic vesicle; midbody
Molecular function (GO): calcium ion binding
Source: RefSeq, a predicted model, not a curated record
CUAUGAGCAUGCGAUGCGGUUGAUGUCAGCAGCGGUAGCGCCAGUCAGUCCGGCGGAGCUGAGGACUGGAAGGAUGAUGGCGGCCGGCAGAGCGACUCUCUUCCGUUGGAUCUGACGGAUAAAUCCCUCUACCGGGCUCAGAGAGCCACCUCAACGAUGGAGAGACAGGGGUUCCCCGACCAGGACCAACUCCUGCAGUUUCUGAAGAGGCUCAAGGAGGUGUUUGAUGUCUGUGACGAGGAUGCUGACGGCUUCAUCCGGGUGGAGCACUUGAUGGACCUUGGGCUUCAGUUCGGUCAAGGAGACGAGGUGAAGAAGCUGACUAAGCAUCUGUGUCCUAAUGCUCAUGGUAAAAUAAACUUCAAAGAUUUCUGCCAUGCAGUGUUCGCUAUUAAAGGUUUUGAAGAGAUAUUAAAGAUUGCUGUUUGUCCUCGGAGUCUGACAUCCCGGCAUCAGUCAGUCACAGACAAUGGCUACAUUUAUCAGAACGGUGAGGUAAAGCUUGGCCCUCCAAUUAUCACAUAUACGCAGUCUUACCCAGAGUGCCGUGUGUAUGAUGCGAGGCAUGGAGCUGAGGCAGAAUGUGACAUGGACAGCAGUGUUGAAAACGCUCUCAGCUCUGACUCCCAAGAGACAUCACAAGACAGACAUGUGAUUGGAUCGGCGUCUGCCCCUGUCAUCCCCAGAGAAGAGCAGUUUGAGGACUAUGGUGAGGGGGUAGAUGUAGAUUUCAGCCCCAGCAGCCCUUGUCCUGAAGAUGACAGCAGGACAAAUGGCUUCUCAGACCUGAGUUCCUCACUCCCUUCCAGUGCUGGGCACACUCCUCAGAAGAUGCAGCAGCUGUACAACAGUGAUCUGCUCGACAUCUACUGCUCUCAGUGCUGCAAAAAAGUAAAUCUUCUCAACGACCUAGAGGCUCGCCUGAGAAACCUCAAGGCAAACAGCCCUAAUAGAAAGAUUUCCAGCACAGCAUUUGGACGUCAGCUGUUCCAGGCCAACCAUGGUGUUUUUGACUCCAGUCAGGGCAGCAGCACAGAGGAUCUGUUCACAGACAGCAUUGACUCCUGUGACCUUGACAUCACAGAGAAAGUCAGUUAUCUGGAGAAGAAGGUGACAGAGUUGGAGAGUGACAGUCUGGCCAACAGUGACCUCAAGUCUAAACUCAAACAGGAGAACACCCACCUAGUUCACAGAGUGCAUGAGCUUGAAGAGCAGGUCAAAGAUGCUGAGACUAAGGCUGCAGAGACCCUGGGAGAGGAGAUGAAGAGGCACCGGGAGGCCUACAGCAAGAUGGAAAGAGACAGAAACACAGAGAUAGACCUGCUCUGUUGCAGGGUCCAUCAGUUAGAAGAGGAGAAUGGAGAGAUGAAAAUUAAUGUGAGCAGGCUCAAGUCUCAAUCUGAGAAAAUGGACCAGGAAAAGCAAAGGAUGACGGACAAACUGGAGGACACUAGUCUAAGGCUGAAAGAUGAGGUGGACCUGUACAGAAAGAUAAUGGAUAAGCUCUGGCAAAACCGCCAUGAGUUUCAGAAAGAAAAAGAGGCCAUGCAGGAGUUAAUUGAUGAUCUUCGUCGGGAGCUGGAGCAUCUGCAGUUGUUCAAGUUGGAAAUGGAGCAUCCUGGGAAGGGCAAAGGGCUGUCUGAAUAUAAUGCCAAGAACCGAGAGACUGAAAUGGAGCUUGAAGUCAAGAGACUGAAACAGGAGAACUUCAAGCUCAGAGACCAGAACGAUGACCUUAAUGCUCAGAUUCUGAGUCUGAGUUUGUAUGAGGCAAAGAACCUUUUUUCCUGCCACACCAAGGCCCAGUGCCUUGCUGCUGAGAUUGACAAUGCUUCAAGAGAUGAGCUUGUUGAUGCUCUGAAAGAACAGGAAGAGAUCAACCUGCGUUUGAGGCAAUAUAUGGACAAAAUCAUUCUGGCCAUUCUUGAUCACAAUCCUUCCAUCCUAGAGAUUAAGAAUUAAAUAUUUCACAUUCACACACACACACACACAUUUGUGUUAGUGUAGUGGUGGCCAUGACACCAUCUUCCUAAUUCCCUGUAUUUGAAAGUUGGAAUGAAAGAUUUCAGCCAUUCCUCCAAACACUGGAUUGGGAAUGAACUUCCUUUUUCUAACAUUUGAUCCCAAAAAAUAUGCAUUGAACUGUUUUAGCUCAUUCGCUUCAUAUAAAUUCUGAUCUAAGCAAACAUGCUGAAAGUCAGGAUUGGUUAGCAGAUCUGAUGAAUCACAACUUCACACAUUUAGACAUCAAUAAUAUCUUUAUGAAGAGAUAUUUUCAGUUUUAAUUUUUGACCACAGUUUCAUGCUGUUUAGAAAGAAGGCAGGAUUGUCAGUUCUGUGUUUCUUCAGUGUGAUGUUGCCUGAGGGGAUGGUUGAUUUGCUGACGUCUACAGUUACUGAUGUUUGCUACGACCUUUGUCAGAAAUACUAAUGAUAUUUCAACGAUGAACUUGUUUCUUAUCAUAAUGCCUCUUCUUAUUAUACUACGAGCAGCUGCCAACUAAUUUAGUAAUGCAUUUAUUAAUGAAACAGUAUUUUACAAAAUAUUAGUUCUUCUGAUUAUUUAGUGUUACAAAGAAUAUUUUGUACUAUAUAAUAUUACGUAAGCUAGCAUUCAGAGACCCCUUUUAACACUUCGUAUUUACUUCUUCACAGUUCUAGAAUUGCGCCGCUCAAGGUGGCAGCGGGUUGGAGUAGCUCUGUUACUUUUAAUAUGAGCUACAACAGCUUUUAAUUUUCCUAUGGAGUUAAUAAUUUAUUCGUGAAUUUGAAAUUCAAUUAAAACUGCAUUUGGCAGGUUAGCACUACCACUGUACAAGUGGCUUAAAUGGGCAAAAUAAGACCUUCUAGUUGGUUUAAAAACCCUGCAGGCCUCCCCUUCAGACUGAAGGAGAUUAAUUCCGAACUUCAACAAAGCUAAGUUUAGGAAGUCGGAUAUGAACCAGUCACACCGACUUUACUUAGCGGAACUAGAAUAUUCUCAGGCACUGCUUCUUGCUGUGAUUCGAUUUUGCUUCUUCUAAUACUUUAGUUUGUCUGUUUGAGCACAUCUGAAUGUUUACAUGACGCCUUUGAUUUAUAUAGCAUUUAUUUCAAGUGUCAUUUUUUAAGUAAUAUUGUAAAUGAGCCUAUGAGUAAUUUCAGACCUGUCUCAAUAGUAAAUGUGCCAAUAUUGAAAAUAAUGUGCCAAAUUUGUUUCACUGAUUUAGAGAUAAGACUUAACAAACAUCUGAAGGUCCUCAUAUAAACUGGACAGCUUAUCUCUUUAAGCCUGAAUGACUGGAAGGUGUUGUGGCACAUAUUUCUCAUUUUUGUGUUAAAAUCAAGAUUUUAGCUGAAUGGGGGUAGGAGACUGGAAUGACUUUUUUAAUUGUCAGUCAUCCAAAAACUUCACUUGGAGUUUCAAAUUUUUCAUUUUAUAGGAUUAAAGAACA